UUUUUUUUCACGUCAUUCUUCCGUAUAAAAGCCUCGGGACAAACAUCACGUUCGAGCACAAACCAUAAAUACUUCUCGUACGUGCAAUCCGUUACCAUGAAAUCUUUAACCGCGGUGUCCGUCGCGUUCUCGCUGGUUCUCGCGAUAUCGCAUUGCGCUCCUGGAAGAUUGGGUACCGUCGACCAAUACCGUCCGGCGUUUGACCUGGAAAACAGCGACAACCAUUCGGAUCCCGAUGACUACGAUAGUUACUACAACCCAGACCCUUGGACCGAAUCAGAGGACGCCGGAGGAGUUGUGCUCGUUUCCGAAAAACCGCAGGACCACACCCGAAUCCCCACCGAAGAGCCCGUUACCUCUAGCAGCCGUCCCGAGGCUGAGUACCAAACCCCGGAAGAGCACGUCGACGACGCGUACACCACCACAAAUGAACCCACUACGAAUGCACCAACCACGCAAGUGGUGUAGCGAUGAUCGGUUUCGUCGACAGCUAUCCCCAACCCGGUCACCUUGUCCGCAGCUACGAGGAACGUUCGGUUGGACGGGCGAUCAAAAGAAGAACUCCGUGUACGAUUAUUGUUUUUUUACGUUUGUUUUUUAUUAAAUAUAUUUUAUUAAUUUUUUGUUGGUU
This is a messenger RNA of Sipha flava (yellow sugarcane aphid), 631 nucleotides long. RefSeq lists its product as uncharacterized. Lineage: Eukaryota; Metazoa; Arthropoda; Insecta; Hemiptera; Aphididae. The coding region runs from base 97 to 468 and encodes 123 amino acids. The record is from RefSeq and is a predicted model, not a curated record. The transcript is spliced from 2 exons.